Molecule: messenger RNA, 312 nt
Organism: Aspergillus mulundensis
Lineage: Eukaryota; Fungi; Ascomycota; Eurotiomycetes; Eurotiales; Aspergillaceae
Exons: 2
Coding region: 1-312 (103 amino acids)
Source: RefSeq, a predicted model, not a curated record
AUGGCAAACCGCCUGAUCCCCCUCGUCAUCCUCCUGAUCGUGGUCAUCGUCCUCGUCGUGAUCGGCUUCAUCGCAUACAGCAUCAUUCAAGAAGUCUCCGACAAGACAAAGAGCAAGAUGGAGAAGCGGAACGUCAUGUUCACGAAGGAUGGGAUGAAAGUUGGAGUGCGCCAGGUCGGCGAGGAGGAUAUCCUCGUGAAUAUGUGGAACCACACUUCUUUCCCGGCGUACAAGAGUCGGCUGUGGGAUAUGACGGGGUCAGCGAGUGGAAGUGCGAGUGGCGAGGGAAGGGCUGAGCAAAGGAAGGGGUAG